ACUACGCAUGUCAACCCGAGCGGCCAUUUUGAAAAGUAAAUCUUCUAAGUUAUCGUACUUUCUUUGAAACGAUUUAGGGACAGAUUUUCAACCAUGAGCUCUAUUGGAACUGGGUAUGACUUGUCAGCCUCACAGUUCUCCCCUGAUGGAAGAGUUUUUCAAGUGGAGUAUGCCGUCAAGGCGGUAGAGAAUAGUGGGACAAUUGUCGGCAUUCGAGGAAAGGAUGGUGUAGUGUUUGGUGUUGAGAAACUUGUUCUCUCUAAACUGUAUGAAUAUGGAGCAAACAAAAGAAUCAUACAUAUAGAUAAUCACAUUGGUAUGGCUGUAGCAGGGUUGAUAGCUGAUGCAAGACAGAUUGUAAGUGUUGCCAGAGAUGAAGCUGCAAAUUACAGAUCAACUUACGGAUCUCCUAUCCCCCUGAAAUACCUAAUCGACAGAGUGUCAGGCUACAUUCACGCUCAUACCUUGUACAGUGCUGUCAGACCAUUCGGUUGCAGUGUUCUACUGAGUUCACAUGGCCCUGAUGGACCUGAGCUUUUCAUGAUAGACCCUUCAGGAGUUUCAUGGGGAUAUCAUGGCUGUGCAAUAGGAAAGGCAAAACAAGCGGCGAAAACAGAAAUAGAAAAAUUAAAGGUGAGGUAUCAAAUCACUCAAGGGGGAGUUUACAGUAGAGGGGUUGGAUCUUGUUCAUGUUAGACCUGGCAAACAACCUUGUGGCAUUGCCAUUUCGGGUUCACAGUUAAAAAGUUUUUUUCCCUUGGAGUAUUUU
Molecule: messenger RNA, 769 nt
Organism: Orbicella faveolata
Lineage: Eukaryota; Metazoa; Cnidaria; Anthozoa; Scleractinia; Merulinidae
Product: proteasome subunit alpha type-3-like
Biological process (GO): ubiquitin-dependent protein catabolic process
Cellular component (GO): proteasome core complex; proteasome core complex, alpha-subunit complex
Source: RefSeq, a predicted model, not a curated record